AUGGCCAGUGUUUCAUCGAGUUCCCAGGCCGUGAGCCAGAGUCCCCAGCCCGGCCCCUCCGGGAACCCGCCGGAGGUGAUGCUGGGGGCAGAAAGACCAGGGCCGCCAGCAGCCCAGGCACACAGCAGCCCUCUGCCAGAGGGCUGCGGCCGGCACGGGAAGCGGCAGAGGGCGGCCACUCGCCAGGAGGAGUCGGAGGAGGAGGCAGCCCCGGGCAAGGCGGAAGCCUGGGUCGUGGUCAGGCUGUGUGGCCUCAAGAUGAGGCUGAAGCAACGGCGGGUGUCCCCGGUGCUGCCCAAGCACCACGAGGCCUUCAAAAGGCUGCCUGCCCAGGCACACAGCAGCCCAAUGCCAGCGGACUCCGGCCGGCGCAGGAAGCGGGCGAGGCCGGCUGCUCUCCAGGAGGAGUCGGAGGAGGAGGCAGCCCCGGGCGAGGAGGACGCCUGGGACCCAGACAUGCUGCGCGGCCUCAAGAUGAGGCUGAAGCGACGGCGGGUGUCCCCGGUGCUGCCCGAGCACCACGAGGCCUUCAAAAGGCUGCUUGGGGACCGUGUUGUUAAAAGAUUCCUGGCCUGGGACAAAAAUCUGAGGGUGUCUGACAAGUAUCUCCUGGCCAUGGUCAUAGCGUAUUUCAGCCGGGCUGGCCUCCCCCCCAGGCAGUACCAGAGAAUUCACUUCUUCGUAGCUCUCUACCUGGCCAACGACAUGGAGGAGGACGACGAGGGCCCAAAGCAGGCCAUCCUUUGGCUCCUCUACAAGAACAACCGUGCCCAGCGUCUCCUCUUCCACCAGCGGCGAGUCCAAUUCGCCCAGUCCAUGGGCUGGAAGGCCUGGGUCUCCCGGGAAGAGUGUGAGGAGAUCCAAGCGUUUGACCCAGAGCUCCCGGUGUGGAGGCGAGACCGCAGCCUGCUUGCUGUGUGAGCGCUCCCGGGACCCUGGAGGCUUGGGCUCACCGGCCCGAAAGAAGGGUAGUCUGGAUCCUCAGGUGUACACAGAGCACCUCGUUGUAUCAACUUAGGAAGUCACCCUUCCAGACACCGACUCUGCUCCCAGCCACAGGCCGAAGACACACGCAGGUA
Manis javanica (Malayan pangolin) is the source of this 1079-nucleotide messenger RNA. The record is from RefSeq and is a predicted model, not a curated record. Lineage: Eukaryota; Metazoa; Chordata; Mammalia; Pholidota; Manidae.